Messenger RNA from Rhipicephalus microplus (southern cattle tick), 11740 nucleotides. RefSeq lists its product as uncharacterized. Gene Ontology annotation, cellular component: Dbf4-dependent protein kinase complex. Gene Ontology annotation, molecular function: nucleic acid binding; zinc ion binding; protein serine/threonine kinase activator activity. Lineage: Eukaryota; Metazoa; Arthropoda; Arachnida; Ixodida; Ixodidae. Gene Ontology annotation, biological process: regulation of cell cycle phase transition; positive regulation of nuclear cell cycle DNA replication. The record is from RefSeq and is a predicted model, not a curated record.
UAAUCGCUUGGUGGCUGAAAAUUUUUUUCUUCGUUAAGUCCCUCUUCGCUGAGACUCGUGAAUCCGAAAGAGGCAAGUGCUUUCUCGUUUUCGUUUCCCACGCCGUCGCUACGCUUGAAUCUCAACGGCGUGAAGCCGUCGGCGGUGUUUUAGCAUCGCAUAGGUGCUCAGACAUUCGAGAGCUUCCCCUCACCCCCGCCGCUUGUGUUUCCGAGUCCCCCCUCCCCGUUCCCCCCCUCUUCGUACUACCAGCGAGAGCGCUCCAAAAGGGAUAAGCAACAACUCACGAAGAGAAAGAGACGUCGCCAAGGGGAAAGGCGAAAGAAAAGAUGAUUUAUUCGCAUCCUCGCUUGGUGUUCCUCGACCGUUCCCAGUCACCGAUCGGCGCAAAGCCGGUCGCGAUCACGGAACAUCGUAGCGCGAACCGACGCCACCGAAGGCCCUAAAUCUCCGAAGCCUGUGCCCCUUCCAACAGCAGGUCGCGAUGUGCGCCCCUUGGCGUCGCGUACCUACGAGCGGGAAGGCGCCCGAGACGUCAAGUUUGCGGCCCUGUUGAAGCGAGAGAUCAUCCGCGUGACAAGUCCUCGAAGCUCGUCCAAAGAUAAGAGAAGGUUCGUUCCCAGCGACGAGCCCGCGGUGUUCCCCAAUGGCCCACAGGCCAGAGGCGGCGCGAUCCGCAAAAUGACGUUCAAAGUGGGCGACUACGGCUGGGUCUGGGACGGCAUCCAGUGGACCUCUUGGCGAUCUUUCAACCCCGACCGGGAACACCAGCAAAAGAAGCCGCUUCUGGGUUUCACUCUCUUCAUUUGGAUCAAGCGGCUGAAACUAGACGAGGCCGAACUCCUGCGCAACAUACAAGUGCUCGGCGGUCGCGUGUCCGAGUUUCUGGACGAAGCGGUCAGUUUCGUGGUCACCGACCAGGACCCGACCAAGGUAACCGCGGCGCCCAAAGCUUGCGAAGAGAAAGCGCCGCGAUCGCGCGGACAGUUGAUACUGAGCCGCGCGCAAAAGGAAGGAGGAGCCGCGGAGGACUGCGUCAUUGACAGAGUGCGAGAGGCGCGCAUCCGAUUGUGGAACAUCAGCCAGUUCUUGCGCUGGGUCGAGGUGCAGCUCAACAUCCAACCCGCCGCUUCGCCAGACACACCAGCGGCGGCGACGUCCCGCAAGCGCAAAGCGUCCCGCCUGCCGCGACCGCUCGUGAAGGUCGAAGACUUCGAGCAGGAGUUCAAGCCGGUGUACAAGGUCUUCAAGUCCGACACUUCGCUCUACAUCAACUCCCUCUACCCGUCCAGUCCGUUCGACGACCCUGCCAUUCAGGAGCGCUACGUGCAGCUCAAGAAGUCCGGGUGUGGAGUGCUCACCCCCUCCGGCGACUCGGACUGCGCCGACAAGGAGACCAGCAUCACUGCGACAGCUAUCAAGCCGUCGCAACAACAGGGAGCAGCCGCCAACGCCACGACAGCAGCGCCACCACAGCCAAAGCAUCAGUACUGCGAAUGCUGCAAUGCCUACUUCUACAGCCUCCAGCAGCACAUAGGCCCCGACGGUGCGCACCACCGAGAGUUUGCGCUGCGUGACGACAACUUCGAGUGUGUUAAGGAGCUCAUUGACUGUUUCCCUAACCUGGACGACUUUGUGGGCAACGUGGACCAUGGCCUAGAUAAGACACUUGGAGACAUGCAUCCCUCGGCAUACCACUUUGCUAUGCUCAACGCAGCUGGCACGCAGGCGUCGGCUGCCGCGUAUCACAGGCCACCACCCAUGCCGUUUCCGACAAGGCCUGCCUUUGACCCGGGUCAGGUGAUGGUGAAGCAGGAACCUCAGGAAGACUCACCCCCCAGCACCAUGCACCAUUCGGGACUGCUCUCCGGCGUGGGCGAGGCCGGUGCAGCCGUUCCCCUGGACUUCUCGCGGACAAGUCAACUGUCCGAGAUCUGCGGCCAGAGCUUCCCGAGAGAGUACGUCCACCAUCACGGCCCGCCGCCGCCACUCAUUCCGCACCCUCCGUACCUUCCGGACAAGACUGAGGAGCAACAGUCGUGCUGGAUGGGAGGAGGCAGUGCCAAGAUGGAUCCGACCGAAAGUGGAGCUGCAGCCACAACGGCAGCCAUGCCUCCUCCGCCGCUGCACCUGUCGCACCACUCGCAGGGUGUGCCACCGGCGUCCAGUUCACACCACCUGCCGCUCGAAAACCUCAGCUUCCUCGACCCUCCACAGCAGGAUGCGAUGUUCACGAGCGAGCUUCCGCAGCCGGACUUCUCGUUUGGCCUGCAGAACCUCCUGCACAGCAUCUGCGACGAGACCGAGGACGAGAACAGUCAAAGGAGGAGCGGCGCCUUGCGGGGCAUCGAUGGCCACAAGGAGAACCUCGAAAAGGCUGUAGAGGGUGCUACCACUGCAGCGUCCUUAAUACCGCAGCCUCAACAGCCACAGCAGCCAUAUUCUAUGUGGUCCUUCUCAGACCCUGCAAUAAUGGCCGCCGACAAUGCAAGGUGUCAGCAGCAGCCGUCCAUGGAAAACUCGUCUUCGUCGCCGCUCGAGCUGACAGCGCAUACACCCUCUGAGGCACCACCGUCAUCUGCAUCCUCGAAGCAGACGGCGGCACGGCGAAGACACAGCCGCGACGACGAGGACGCGACGAGCAAUGGCAUGUCUGAGAGCAACCCCAAUCGUUGGACUGUCGAGCGGACGCGGCGGGGCGUGGGGCUGAAACUCAAGUUCACGCCGGCGCGCAAGCAGAGCUCUUCACUGAUGAGUCCUCCCACGCCGGCUCCCAUUACCCCACGGACACCAAAAGCAGCCAAGAGUGCUGGAGGCGGCGCUUCGUCCUCAUUCGACGUCUACGACUGGAACGAGGAGGAGGAAGGUGAGUGUUCGGAGUUUGUGAAAGUUCAGUGGCGAGUCAUGCACACUGAGGACACAAAGGUGAUUCUGUGCCGAACUAAACAGUUCGCGCUCCCGCGUAAGCAUGGCAAAAGCGUGGGAAGCGGCAAGCAGCUUGUCUACUGAUGCACGCUGUGGACUGCCUGAACUAGUGCGCAGUUGUCUCACGUGUCGGGGUUGCCGCUUUUUCACCUCGAGGGAUACGAUGUUGGUGCAAUGCUGGACCUCCGACGAGUGCAGCGUUGGGGCAGCGGCGUAACCACCGAAAAUGCAAUAUCAUCGGUGUAUAAGUCAGCGACUGCCCUUUUCUUGGUCACAGAGCCAUGGGUGGAGCAUCCACGAUGGACUUGCCAAGAUACGUACGUCUUCAAGCAUCUUCCCUUUUCUCCAUUCUCAUCGUUGUCAUCCGUCAAGUCUGCAUCUUGCCCGCUGUACCAUUUUGUCUGUCACAGAGCUACGUGCAUGCUUUUAAUUGAAAGCGAACCGAAGUGUUGCUUAGAGUGCUUUGUUGCGGCAUAGCCUCUGGUGAUUUUGAGAAUGCCGCGGAUGCGGAGAGGUCACUCGUGUGUUAUCUCUUGGUCAAGGAAGAUUGCGCCCAGGUAUUCCCAGCCACCGAAAAUUGGCAUAGGCUACGUGUAAAAAAUUUAAUUCUUCCUUACGGCGUUUCCUUGUGAGGAAUGGGGUACCUGGGCUCAGCUGACUAUGACAAAGCUCCUAUGUAUGCAGCCAUUUAGUGUUAACGUAAGCUCCUUGCAAAUACCUCCUCCCCCUCUCGUGGAGGUCACGAGCGUUUCAUGAACCACACGAUUUCAAGAAAAUACUCACGGCCAGGAAAGCAAACGUAUAGAUCUCUCUACAAUAAUGUGCUGUGUGAUGUUUCUCUUUGUUUCUGAAAUGAACCAAAGUUGUGUAGCUUCUUUUUUCUGUCGCUCCAUAUUUGUAGCUGAUAUCCAAUCACGAAAUUUGCAUUUAGCGUACGUGGCCAUUACAACAGCCUUCGAAAGUUUCAUAUUAGAUUGGGUACACUAAAUAGAAUACAGUGGCCAAAUUGCUCACACUGUCAGAUUCGAUAACAACCAGCUACAACCAAGUUCAUUGCAUGGAGCUCCUUUGCCACAAGUUUCAAGUCAUUUGGUCAUUUAUACAGCGUUGUGUGUUAAAAAUCACUGUAGCAAGCAGUCUUUUCUUCUUUGAGCAGAAACUUCAUCUGCAGAAAUGAUGCUUGCAUAUCUAAUGUCACUGUGUGUUUUCUCCUGUUUGAUACGAGCAUCUCAUCGCAAAUUUGUGCGUCAUGUAAGGAACCUAUGCUGAAAUUGGACUUGAUGUAGCUGUAAAUACGGCUCAAUUUUUUACCAGCGGCGUGUGCACCCUGCCGUUACGCAAUUGCACCUCAGAGCCCAAUAUUCGGACCACGUUAAAAAAAAAUUUGUUAUGACUGAUCACAAUGCAGAGACAGAAUGCUAUCUAACUGCAUUCUUCUUUGUGCAAAGCCGGAUAAGUUUCAAUCAAAUAGUGCCAGUGCGAGAUAUGAUGGGACAUGUUAUCAAGCUCAGUAAACUUCCUCAGAUUGCUUAUCUCUCAAGAGGUGGCGCUGGUGAAAGCUGCAGAUAACAUCGUGCUGCCUCUAUACUGAUACGUGUGUUCCAUACUCUGCAUGUUUUACACUUACUUUGCAUCGCCCAUUGCAACGUCCAUGUGUUCUUAACCUCUUCACCUUUUUUUCUUUUACUUUCGACGAAGGUGUUUGCCGUUGGCUUGACAGGUGGCUUUUGCACAUUUGUGUCUGCUCUCAAGCGGUUGGCAAAAUGUCAAACUGUUCAUGAUUGGUUGCGUGGAAACCCUUUUUUUGCGCGCUUGCCACUUAUUGGUUGCACUGAAAUCGGUCUUUUCCAGUGGUACGCAGGCUGGGCGACCACUUUGCCGAACCACUAUUUGGCCAGUGUCCCAACUGAUAUUCAGGCCAACAUGAUGCGUGGUAGAAAUACUUCAAAAGGCUAGACGAGCAGAUUUCGUUUGAUAAUGGUCAGUGACCUUUGCUACGUGUUUCAUAAAGAAAGAAUAAAUCGAGAGAAAGGCUGGGCGAUCAACCAGAAUUGGAAGUGUUUUAGCAUUGAAUAGGUGCUCAGACAUAUUACAGCUAAUAAGUUCACAGUCGCUGCUUUCAUACAUCUGUAUUGUGUGUGCUGCUGAACUAUUGGUUAUGGAUUAAAAUACCGUAAAGUUACAGUUUCUAGUGACCGUCACCUGAUGUGUAGACAAUGUCUUGUUGAGGUCUCACAGGCCAAAGUUAGUGCAUCAGGCCGACUGUUUUGGCACCUGCAAAAUUUCAUGCAGGUUGUCCACAGCAUCCCUAAAGGGUCAGUUGCGUGGCCAAACUUUUGCAUGACUUGAUAUUCCGAUGACUAUAGUAACACGCUCGCAGAUGUCAAGUUUAACCCUGUCUUUUCAAACCUUUCCCAGUACGUUGCGAACUCUCAGUGUAGUCGUAGCUGCUCGCCAGUGGAAAUUGCGAGCGAGUUGGGAGCCGGCGAGAGAGCUCACGCCACCUUCUCUUCUUGCGGUGCGCUUGCUUUUUGUGUGAGACGUUUUUUUUUUUGUUUGUUUGCGCUUUGCGAGCGCGCCAGGAUCGUUUUUCGCUUCUCCGGCGGCGUUGGUAUUGUUCUCUCCCCUUUGUAAUCGCAUUUCAGCGUGGAAUAGACGACCAGACCGUGGGACAGGAUGCUCGCAGCAAAAGAAGGACACGAUCACAACAGCGGGGCAAUGCGCAGACGUGCUCUCAAUCAGCUUUCCUGAAUGUGUUUGCUAGUCAUGAUAUGUGAGCGUCUGUCAUUACCGCGAGUCAAUAAAAAAAUUAAGGGUUAUAUUCAGGUAACUCAAGAAAGGUUCAGCUACUUGCAUUUUAUUCUCCUUAAGAUUUUUUGCCAUAUUUUUUUUAUUAACACAAACUGCCUAUGCUAGAGGCAUCACAGGGGAUGGAGUACGCAAUAUAGGACAUAUACAGAUAUAUGUUUCAAGUGAGCACUCAAUUGGCACAUCUGUAUCUGCUUCUUUACGCAUACAUCACAUACAGCUAUACUUUAUUGCCAUAAUUUACAUUUUUGUCAGUCCAUGAAAGUAGUAAAAAAACCAAAGCUUUUGACUGAAGUUCUGUCGGGGACCAUUGAAUAUGGCAAUCGAACUAGCUGGUAAAGGACAAGCAUAAAAACGAGGUCAGUCUCGGCAUCUUGACAAUGCUUUGAUUAUUUCAAUGGCCAUCUGAUGUUUCGCCUUGUCUGCUUAAUGUUGCACAUUUGUGCCAGUGGUGAUGACGUUGAAGCAGCGCGAGUGCUCUUGGUCCAGCUUCAGGACGAAGAUGUGUUUCUGACGACUGAAAGCUACCAGAAACACAUUUUUUUAAUGCAUAUUUAUUUACGGUGCUUCGUGUCCUCUUCAAUCACAUGAUGUUACAUUGGUGGAGGUGCGACAACUUUGAACCUGCGUGGGACCAAGAGUGUUUGCACUGCCUCAAUGGUAUUGCCACUGACGCUGGUGUGCAGCAAUAUUUGCUUAUAAUUUUUUGUAAUUGGGCGACAGUGCUUGUGAGAAGACAUGAGCAUUGCUGAUAAAAGCAGUUGCCACACUUAAUGAAAGAUAAGUAUGUUUGUCCGGAAAUUGGCGCCAGUUUGCAACGCCUCGCAUUCGAGGACUGCUGAUCUCUUGUAUCUUUCCAUUUUCUUGUGAGCAUUAUGGCUUCAGUGUGCUCUGCUGUGUACUUUCAUAACAUAUUUGAUAAACGACUAGCGCAUUUAAAUCGGCUCAAACUAGGCAGGGUAAAUUGCAGAUCAUUGAGAAAGGCCUUUAGCCUGUAAUGGACAUAACAUAUGUUGAAAAUGAUGACAGUAAGCAACAACUUAUAAAAAGGACAACGAAAAGAGGAUCACUACGCAGGAAUCAUCUUGUCCUCGUCUUCUCAACACUGCCGCUGGUGAUAUACGAAUGACCACCAACUAGUAGCAAGAUAUCUUCUCAUUACUUAACGGAAGUGUUUUGUGCAGCAGCUGCUAGGGAAAACUUCAGUAGGAUGGCUUGUUGAGCGAGUUGAUUCAUUCUUAUGGUAGACUUGCGCAAAAAACGAAGACGAGUUUGCGUUUGUUUGUGUAAUCCUUCUCUCGUCUUUGUUUUUGCACUAAGUCUGCCAUAGGGAAAACUGUGGGGCUAGUGUCUACGGAACCUGCUAGUGCGGUGGCUUGGGAAAUACGUCAGUACACGGGUACUUCGAGAACAUGGAUUUCAAAUAGCUUUAGAGCCUUGGAAAGUUGACAAAGAAGUUUUAAAAAGAAAAAAAGCUUUUGAUUUAUCGGCGGGCUAGUUGGCAUGCAUCCAUGAAUUGCAAGUAACCGCGAACAGAAAAGGAUGUAGAUCCGUGUCAGUUCUCUUCCAAGUCCUUCUCUGUUCGUGCUUACUCAAUUUACAAUUCAUUAGUAAUGAAAAAAAUGUUCAUAAAACUAGAUGUUGCUAGUGCAGUACGGUACUGCCACAGGGUGUGUAUCCACACAUUGUCAAAAGCCACCUGUCUUGCAAUGAAGGAAGCAUGUGUGUAUGUGUGUUGUAUGCAGCUAGAGAAGCAUAUUUUGGUGUGCACUGCUUCAUGCCUAAAUAAGAUGCUUGCUCCUGUCUUGUGGGUUUAUUUUCCCUGAAAUGUUGUGAGUCAUUUAGUUGGUUCUUCAUUAUGCAUUUAAAAGUUGCCCUGCAUGGGUUUCUGAGAACAUGAUCGUAAACACGGGAUGAUGUUCGUGAACGUGUGCUUGUGGUUACAUUUAUAUUUACAACCAGUUCAGUGGAAGUCUACAUCCAUGGUUUUAUAUCUGUGCAAGAGUGUUUAAUCUGCUGGCUAAAAAUGUGUCUGGUGAAGAGGGAGGGUCUAGUACAAAUUAGCUGAUGUUUUGAGUCAAUAUUUUAUCUUUUAUGAACCAAAUUUUAUUGAAGGCAUACUUUAGCUCUCCAGUUUUUGUUGAUUUACAUAGAGACAAGAGUUUUUUGUGUUAAUCCACUGAAUCGAUUUUGAUGAAGCUUGUAGCAUUAUAAAGAGCAUGGUAAUUGCAGACUGUGCAGAAGAGAAAAAAAAAAAGGAAGUCCGUUGAUUGGCAUUUGUGUUUUGUGGUUUACAGAGGCUAAAUUCUUGCGUUUGUGGGAAGUGCAGGCCAAUUUGGUGCUCACAAUAAAAUUGAAUGGAGGGAGAUGCUUAUUAACAUUUGUUAGCUUUAUCUGUAUGCUCUUUUGAGUCUUCUUUCCCUUGGCCUGCUCCCCUGAGUGCUGUAUUGCUAUGUCUUGAGAAUGUGUGCUGUGACAUCAGUGAAAAAAAUGGUGUUGAGGUGCUGGCGAUGUUCCUCUGGAAAUGCAAACAUCUUUGGAGACGUUUGUAUGUUUGCAGAUGUCUGUUUGUGUACCUGAAUGCCCUUAAAAUACAUUCAGGUGCACGAAUGUCUUUGAAGACAUUUGCACUUUCAAAUCGCAUUAUCGGCCUGCAUUAUCGGGCCGAUAAUGCAGGCCUUCGUACUGUCACUGAACCGAUACAUUUUUCUACUUGUAGAACGUCAUGGUGCAAAGCUUUCAUGCGGUGUUAUGACUAACAGGCUCGCAGCAACACAUUGCAAGAAAAAAAAAACGCGAGGCCGAAGUUCUGGUGUCAGUAUUCCUUUAAAGUGGUAACAAUCUAUGCCAGUUCUCUACCUUGCUGAAUUCAACCACCAAUCCGGACUGGCUCUGACGUUUAUUUGAUAACCAUUUAAAAUCACUGUUCUCCAAAUUUCCUCAUUCUGUGGCACCUCCGCCUCUUUGCUUGCCUUGUAAGCUGUGUAUGUGAAAGUGUGGUGAUCCAAGUCAGUAAUACUGGAAAAAUGUUCAACGUUAAAGUGUUCACGGAUGUUGCCAGCAUGGCAGUUAUGCUUCAGCGUGGGAAUGAACGUGAGUGUUUGUCCUUAUAGGGCUGGAAGAGUGCCUGCGGCUUUCACAUCAACCUUGAUGAAGCUCGCUUGUUGCAGUACAUCUUUUGAUAUGGCACUAAUUCUUCUGCACUUAGAACAUAAAUGUGCUACGGUGUACUUUUCAGAGCUUCCUCAAUAACAGAUAGUUUGGAACGAGGUAGCCAAAGGGUUAUAGGCUGCUGAAAUUUGAGAAUCAUUGGCUUAAGGGAGGCUGGCAUGAAAUGCAAUUUUAAAGUUAUGAUGAGAUUUCACAGGCAUUUCUACUCCUGAAUCAAUUAUAGGCAUGAGAUAAAUAACCAUGAGGUGCAUUUGCUGGCACCCGAGUUCCGAGAGCAGCAAGAUACAUCCACGUAUGUUUUAAGUUUUUCGGGCUGCGGAGUCCAUUCAGCACAAAUUUAGAGGGGCACUGACACAAAAUUUCGCGGCCGAGAUAGCCUGUGUGGUCGAUUCCCAAGAACAUUCGCAUAUCAUCUGCAAAGUAUCAACAGCAAAUAUAGCUGGGAAACUAUUUUAAAAGUAUUUUGAAGUUUGUGUGAGCCCUCAACUCAAUCGCGCCAUUGACAUCAUCGAAGGGGACCCCGAGGUGACUCCCCUACUUCCCCCACGUCACCGCGCUGCGGUCAACAAAACAAGUUAUAUGACGCCAUAGCCAACAUUUUUUUUUUUUGCUGCGUUUGAUCUUGCAGUCUAUACUUUUUGGCAGCUGGUUGUUAGUGCGUGGCCGUGGCGCAGGCUUAGAAAGAUUUGUGUUUGGGUACGCUGCAGUACCAUUUACUAUUCGAGAGUAAUUCAUGAUGCGCACCGUGUGGAAGUGUGUCAUAGUUGUGUGUGGUGACGUGGUCAAGGUCUGCACAUGCUAGAUGGCGACAGUUGCACCCAGUUUUUGGAGCUCUCUCAAACCAAAACUGAUCGACAAUGAUGGGCCUGUAGUUAAUUAUCUGUAGCGUGCUACAGCAAACGAUGUCGUGUCAUGACUUUCAGGCCCCCAGUAACACAUUGCAGCAGAAAAAAAAUACGAGGCCAAAGUUUUUGUGUCAGUACCCCUUCAAGCUAUGAUCAUAGGAUGUGCUCUGCUUCACUUCCAAUUCGCUUUUGGUGCGCUGCAUUUUGGGCUGGGUCAAUGCAGUAGUUUUCAUAAUUUCCAUCCCGUGGUAACUUUCGUACAUGUCAGUAGCCGAUAUUGCCACAGGGCUCCAGCAUUCAUGGGAGAACUUUAUUGACUGCUAGUUUUGUAUUGAAAUAAUGUGCGGGCAGGGGAAAGAACGUUGCAAACUGAUGUCCUUCGCAAGCUUACAGUGUCCGUCUUGGUGUAGUCAUCGAGCAUUGGAAACGGUUAGCUUUCCCAAAAGUGCAAAUUUUACAUCCUCCUGUGUUGUUUGUCGCUGCCUACGUUUUCGAAUUCCAUUAGCUGUCUGUUGUUUUCCGAGUGUGUCAAACCCGUCAUGCUUGCCGAGAGAGAAAUGGCUGUAUUCUUAUAGGACUUGUUUAAGUUUUGGUUGGCUGUUUUUGUUGAGUGUCGCAGCAUUAUUUGUUUUGUAGUGCUGUUGUAUACGGCUUUUUUUUUCCUUUUGUUAAAAUGUUGCGCGUCAUUCUUGUAAACAGAGUCAGCAGCGUUAGCUCGAAGCAAAGCAGAUCUGACUAUACUUUAGGUCGUAGGCCUGGAGGGAGAUGUGUGCGCAACAUUCAAAUCAAAGACUUGUGCACAGUGUCGUUCUUUGGAACGCGCACAAGGAUUAUGCUUUUUAUGUUGUUUUGGCUGCCCGUAGCUACUACUUCUACUCAUGUUAUUAUGUUGUCUGUUAAACAAAUUGCUUAGGAAAUAUUUCACUUCUUCACUGCUCAUAGUUACCUUAUUUCCUUGAAAUUGUUUUAGUGGGUGCCCCUUGUGGCCUUGUAUAUUUAUACGACAAAGCUGUGCAUUGACUUUUCAUUUUUAAGUUAUUUCGCCUUUAGUGCAUUUCAUCGUUUCGUUGCGUCUCAUCGUGUGAGUCAUCAUUCUCAACAUCCUUGCUUCUGUUUCAAUAAGUGUGCGCUCGCUGUCGUGAAUGUUAUGUCGAAUAUGUUAGAACUGCAUGCCUCUCAGAUGUAACCUGCCAAUUUGUCUGCUUUUGCAAGAUAUAUUAAGUUAGUGAAUAAGGAUGAACAAAUUGCAGGUCUCUAACUGCAAGUUAUUUUGUUUUAUAAUUUCUUUUAGCUUUUAUAGAACAAAUUGAACUCAUUUAGUGCAUAAGUUUAAUGUUCAUUUAAUGCACACAUGAGGGUUGUAAAUCACUGGCGGCUUCUAAUGUUAGCAUCACGGAUUUUUUUCGCAUUAUUGAGUAACCGUGUAUAAAUGCAUCGCCUAUUGAAAAUGUGUGUUGCUUACAGUUAAACAGUUAUUUUUGUCUCCAGUACUUGAACUAGCUCAACAUAACUAAGCUUCUGUUGUUCUGUUCUGUCCCAAUCUCAGCAAACAGUACGUCAAACGAUUUCUCUGCCAAAAAUGAAAGUAUGUCCAAAAGAAAUGAAUUUUUUUCGUGUGUGCAUGUGUGUUAAUAUUCAUGCAGUCGCAGGAACGGUUUCUAUGUGCCAUGUGUGUAUCAUAAGCAUAAAAAGUUUGUUUUAAUCUGCGCCACAACACGAAAAGAAGAUAUGAUGUUUGUACAGUGGCGCCCGCGUUGAAAAGCAACCAUUUGGACUGUAUGUCUCGGUCUCGGAAUGCCAUUGUGUACAUAGACAAAAAAAAGUGGUGCCGCGAUGACAACCCGCUCAACGGAGAGCCGUGGAUUUGUGGACAAAAACAAACACAAAAAUCUUUGUCACAACCUUGUACAUACAUGAGUGUAGUGUGCUGUUUUCCUAGUGAUGCCAUUAUAGUAAAUAAAGGCUAGUUUGUAUCGCAAGAUGGCCUGGAA